This is a messenger RNA of Maniola jurtina (meadow brown), 3040 nucleotides long. Its product is annotated as nephrin-like. Bases 550 to 2982 code for a protein of 810 amino acids. The transcript has 18 exons. NCBI's taxonomy places the organism in Eukaryota, Metazoa, Arthropoda, Insecta, Lepidoptera, Nymphalidae. The record is from RefSeq and is a predicted model, not a curated record.
AACGCUCCUAAUAAUCGUAAACCCAGUAGUUGUGUUACGGACGCGGCGCGCGCGCUCGUGUGCGGUUAAAAAUCCAAGAUGGCGGUGUUCGAAAUUUGAAAUGUGACAGAUUUGUGUUGGUGUGUCUAAUUUGUUUAUGCGUAAUGGAUGUUGCCAAUUUAUUGAAGCUACGAGGUCCCGAGUUCCGGACGCAAAAAAUUUCAUCAACGGAAAAAAUAUCUUGGACACCCUCCAAAAAUUGUGACACUUUCACAGUGGAAAAUAGAUUUAUAUUCCUGGAGAGGGAUUAGGAAAUAGCCGCUGGAACCGAAGUUUGUGUGACAUUUCAUUUGGACCACGUGUAGCGACGGAAAAACACGAAAACACGAUCGAAGUUUUCAUAAAAUACACAAACAAUAUUUUUAAUUACGAAGCUAAUAUAAAAGUACCAGAUUAAAUAGAAUUCAAAACAUAAACGGGUAGUCGACAGAAUUAACAGAUCAAUGAGUUCUAAACCCGACUUGAUAAAAGUGAAGUGCAGUGAAGUGGUUUGGAUGGGAAUCAGUGAAAAUGGCGACAGAUACGAAUUUAUGUGUGCUAGUGAAGUUAGCGCUGCUACUGAGCCUGAUUAGGACCAGCGAGGAGAUCGUGGAAGCGAGUGUGAUCCAGGUGUGGUCAGCCCCAGGCGCGCAGACUCGCCUGCCAUGCGACCUGGCUGCUUCAGUUCACGAGGUCGCCAUGACGAUGUGGUUCAAGGAUGGAGACAGGAUGCCCAUUUAUACUGUCGACUUCAGAAACGGCCCGCCAGUACACUGGGCGAUAGCCGGCGAGUUCGGCACCAGGACACACUUCGUGCUGAACGAGUCUGAUCCAUCAUCAGCUCACCUCGCUGUGGACAAGGUGGCGCGGUACGAUGAGGGCAUCUACAGGUGCAGGAUCGACUAUAUCAACUCUCCCACCAGGAAUUAUAGGGUCAACCUUACUGUGAUUGUUCCACCAGAUUCACCUCGAAUAUACGAUUCUGAAGGUCGAGAGAUCCUGGGCUCAAUAGCUGGACCAUUCAGAGAAGGGCAAGAUCUACUAUUAUCAUGCCAAGCUUCGGGGGGUAAACCAGCACCGGACGUGUCUUGGUACCGUGGCAAGGAACGUCUAGCGAUAACCAAAGCGGGCUCCGUCUGUCAGAUACACUUGCCCGCUCUCUCGCGCGAGAUGUCGGGGACGAAGCUCCAAUGCAAGGUGGAGCCGCCACUACUGCAGCCGCAGAUUAGAGACGUCACUCUUAAGUUGUAUUUGAAACCUCAAUUUAUUCGAGUGACGGGUGGAGGUCCCACUCGGUCGGGCCAUGAGCGGUCGUUCGUUUGCACCACACGGGGUUCCAAGCCAGCCCCCAAUAUAGACUGGUUCAUCAAUUCACAGCGAAUGGAUUCUGCUUUGACUCAGGUGGAAGUAGAUGGUGAGGUCACAAAGAGUAUCAUGACGUGGCGAGUCCGAAGAGAAGACAGUGGUCGCCAGCUGGUCUGCCGCGUCUCCAACCCCUGGUUUCCCGCGUAUACCCUGGAAGAUUCCCUGACUUUGGAAGUUCUAUACCCACCAGUUGCGCAGAUCUCCCUAAUAGAGCCCAAAGAGCCUCGUUUGCUGAGAGAAGAUGAAGACGCAGAGCUCCUCUGUUCUGCUGACGCGUCUCCACCAUCAUACAACUUCACCUUCUAUAAGGGAAAUGAGAAUCACCUCAUCCGAGAUGACCCAAUUGGAGGGAUAGCAGUGGAAGGCAACAAGCUGAUUCUGCGGGGUCUAAGGAGGCACCACUCCUCAAGAUACCGGUGUCGCGCCUGGAACUCUGAAGGCAGCGGUCUUAGUGAACCCCUCACUUUGAAUGUUCUAUCUCGUCCAGAAUGUUCUGCAGGAAGCGUGGUGCAGCAGAUAGCAGGAGCUCCAGGGGGUGAGGUCAGAGCCCGGUGCUCUGUGUCAGCACCGUCGGCUAGGGAUGCUGGGCCGUUGAGAUUCUACUGGACUUACAAUGGGACCAAGGAUGUCUUACCUAUACCACCAUCCAACGUAACCAUAAUGGGUGCGACAAGUUCCGUUAUCCACGGUCUGCCGUCACCAGAUGAUGAAGAUGAUGACUUGGGCUGGUUGGCUUGCUGGGCAAGCAACGAUAUUGGCAAUCAGAGAGAGCCUUGCUUGUUCAGGAUUAUGCCGGCAGCACUCCCCGAGCCUCCAAGCAACUGCGAGAUAGAAGACGAAUUCCUCCGCUGCGACCCUGGACACGACGGUGGCCUGCCUCAGCGAUUCAUCCUUGAGGCGCUGGAGGUACGCCAACAAGAACCCGCGAUGGGCGAUGACUCUACCAUGAACGAUCAGGGGUUUUCUGGAAGAGGUCUAUCAGAAGCAGUAUACAGAGCCAGCAACGAUGUGAUGCCCCAGUUUCCUCUCGAUGCUCUAUCUCCUGGGCGAUAUACUUUCCUGGUUUACUCGGAAACUCCACGUGGAAGAUCACAGCAUCCAGCAGCCUUGCAUAGCAUACCUAUUCGGACUAGCGAUGAUUUGGAUGUACCAGGUUCACUCCAAACUAUGACACCGAUGCCUCCACAACCACCAUCAAGUGAUAACGGCGUGGCAUUGCUCGUAGGAGCUUCGUUAUCAUUAGUGCUGCUUACAAUACUGACGACUUUGUGCGUCACGCUUGUUGUGAUUUGCAAGAAAAGACAAAGCCCGCAAAGAGAUCCAGAACAAAAUACAAUCUUGCGUCGAAGCGUUGGAGUGUCAAUGUACAGUGGGUCCUCAAUUUCACCGAGCAUAGUUCCAACAGUCGUUGUGAGAGGUCACAGAGGAUCCAGAGUGCUGGCUGCUAGGUGGUCAGGAGUACUUGAUGAUACACCACUCGCUGUGCUGGCAUUAGAUACUAGACCUCAUGCUGAUACAGAUUCCGGUCACAGCGACGGUGAAUUAUUACAAGAAACAGAUUUGUCAAGACAUGAUGAUAUGGAAACACAAACUGAGUGAUACGAGGAUACAAGACACAAUGGUGAUAAUGUAAAAGAUAAAAUAUAAUGUGAGAUAG